UCAUAAUGAAUUUGUACUUCCGCAUCCUGUAGAAAAAAAAACUGUCAAAGUAGACUGGUUUUCUUUACCCUUUUUUUCUUUCUUACAUUAAACAUGGCUGCAAGGCAAUUGUCAAAGCGUCUAUUGACAACAAAACGGUAUUAUACCACCAAGCCUGAAAAGGCCAUCUUCAUGACUCAAGAUCAACUUGAAUCGCUAGGAAUAGUUGAUUUAGAAGAUCAAAGUGAGUUACUUGUCAAAGAAAUCAAUGUUUCCAAUGAGCCAUAUACAAGAGGAUCAGAAGAAGCAGAAUUUGGACGCAAACGUAUUGGUUGUGUUCAAUUACCAAAGUCUCUUGUAAACGGCAUCACGGAUUUGAUUGAAGGUCAAGACAAACGUUUGAUCCGAACUGAUGCACUUCGAUUAUACGAUGCCUUGCGAUCCACAGCCAAGAUUCCCAAACCGCUCGAGACAGACUUUGAUGGAUCACGUACAGCCAAAAAGCAACGCAAGCAAAAUAACAAAAAAGAAGCCAUUGAACCUCAUAAACUAUCUUAUGGACCUCGAGAAUCUGUGGCUUAUGCAGCAGGUGCACUGCCCUCUACAUUUGCAGCUAUCACAAAUGUCAUGCAAGAGCUUGCUUUGCGCCUGUCUGACUUCAAACCAAAGUCCAUGCUUGAUUUCGGUACUGGACCAGGCACAGCCAUUUGGGCAGCCAAACAAACAUUUGAAUUGGAGAAAUAUACAGGUGUUGACUUAUCAGAAGACAUGUUGAGAAUAGCAGAACAGCUAGAACUGUCUAUGCGAUCAAGCGAACAUGAGCAACCCAUUGACUUUAAGCGUUAUUUAGCAUUGGAUCCAAAGUCAUCAGGCACUGAUUUAGUUGUCAGCGCAUUUACUUUGGGCGAUAUUGCAUCCACAGCUCUCAUGAAAUCAACAGUAGAACAAUUAUGGGCUCAAACAAAAGAUGUUUUGGUCUUGAUUGAUAGAGGAACACCUAUUGGAUUCUCAAAUAUUGCUAGAGCUAGACAAUGGAUUUUGGAUGCAGAAAAAUCAAAUGUACAUGUAGUUGCACCUUGUUCUCAUGAUAAACCUUGUCCAUUGUUGUUUUCUCCUCAAGCCAAACCAGACGACAUUUGGUGCCACUUUUCACAAAGGGUACAACGUCCUGCCUUCUUGAUGAAAACAAAGCAUUCUAAAUUCAACACAGAAGACUCAAAAUAUGCCUAUGUCAUCUUACGUAGAGGCAGUCGACCUAGUCUAACAAACACAAUACAGGAACAAGCCUAUCAAUGGCCACGAUUGAUUCAGCCCCCUUUGAAAAAGAAUGGACAUGUUGUGAUGGAUGUAUGUUCAACACAAGGAGAAAUUCAACGCAUGACAAUUCCUAAAUCUCAAGGCAAAAUACCCUACCGCGAUGCACGCAAAGCCAUGUGGGGUGAUUUAUUUCCUCAUUCGUCUAAAAACAAGAUUGUAACGCGUGUAUCUCAGGGAGUCGUCGAUUCUCUCCACGAAUGAGAAGCCUACAAGAGUGUCUUAGUUCAUAUAGAUAAAAUAAAAUCCCUUACAGUAACACUGCCCAACAUUUGUGCUCUUAGUUCCUCAAAUUUCGCAUCACUGAGUGGU
Gilbertella persicaria is the source of this 1605-nucleotide messenger RNA. RefSeq names its product mitochondrial small ribosomal subunit Rsm22-domain-containing protein. Lineage: Eukaryota; Fungi; Mucoromycota; Mucoromycetes; Mucorales; Choanephoraceae. The record is from RefSeq and is a predicted model, not a curated record. Gene Ontology annotation, molecular function: methyltransferase activity; structural constituent of ribosome. Gene Ontology annotation, biological process: translation. The transcript is spliced from 6 exons. Bases 94 to 1497 code for a protein of 467 amino acids. Gene Ontology annotation, cellular component: mitochondrial small ribosomal subunit.